CGCGCGCGGCUCCCCUCCUCCCUUCCGGUUCCCAACGAUGGGCAGCUCCAGCUUUGGGCCCAAGGAAUCACUGCUGCAGAGGCUGGGGCUCCGGCCCCCUGUGUUUAUCAUACACACCCCCUUGCCCCUCCAGAGAAGCGGGGGUUACCGCGUAGUGAUAGCUGGCUCCGCUGGCGUGGGUAAGAGCGCCCUGGUGCAGAGAUGGGCACACGACACCUUUCGCAAUCCAUACCUGCCAACCAUUGAAAAUAAUUACUGCAAGUUGUUGGGCUGUGACCAUGGCGUGACUGCCCUGCACGUAGCCGACAGCGCAGGCGGCCACCCCUACCCUCCUCUGCAGCGUCUUGCAGUGACCGAAGGCAACGCCUUCAUCCUGCUCUACUCAGUCACCAAGAAGGAAACCCUGGAGGAGCUGAAGCCCUUUUAUGACCUGAUAUGUAAGAUCAAAGGUGAUGACUUGCAUAAGUUCCCCAUCCUGCUGGUGGGCAAUAAGAGUGAUGAAAACUGCCGGGAGGUGGCUCUGAGUGAUGGCGCCACCUGUGCGUUGGAGUGGAAUUGCGCUUUCAUGGAGAUCUCGGCCAAGACGGAUGUGAAUGUGCAGGAGCUGUUCCACACGCUGCUGACCCAUAAGAAGCUCAGUGCUUGCCUCCAGGGUCCCCGGAAGAAAUCUCAGAUGCCUAAGACGACCGAGAAGCUGCUUGACAAAUGUAGCUUCAUGUGAGCCUUGGGCCUAAGGAGCUCGAUCUGCCUACCCUAUAGUGCAUAGAAAAUGUGGGCUGGUCUGUGUUACCUGCACGUGACCGUAUUUGUGUGUGUACGCACGCAGUGGUUUAGACAGUAACAACUAGAUGAACAUAAAUGUGCCUUGUGAGUUAGUAACUUACUUUUCUCAGGCAAGAGAAUUCAGAUUGUUAAAACAUUGGCAUUUGAGAACAAAAAAGUACCACGAUGCAUUUAAAAUAAGAUCUUUAAUAGUAACUUUGAUAAGGGAAAAUGUUUUGGAAAGAAUAAAACACAAAAAUGAAUUGGAAAAUGCCACAGCCCUUUGGGUAACCCUAUUAUCUAUUAUUUUUAAACAUUUCAACUCCUGUAAGUGUUUAAUCAUGUCUUUUCAUUGUGUAUUUAUUAGUUAAGAAAUGUGUUUUCACAACACUUUGAAAAAUUGCUGUGAGACAGAUACACUAAAGAGACAAACAAAAAUAUUCUAUACAUGAUCACUGGGGGUGGGAGCAGAGAAAAAUGUGAAAAUAGAAGUCUCUCACCAAAGAU
This is a messenger RNA of Lemur catta (Ring-tailed lemur), 1269 nucleotides long. RefSeq names its product DIRAS family GTPase 3 (gene DIRAS3). The transcript has a single exon. Gene Ontology annotation, molecular function: GTPase activity; GDP binding; GTP binding. Gene Ontology annotation, cellular component: plasma membrane. NCBI's taxonomy places the organism in Eukaryota, Metazoa, Chordata, Mammalia, Primates, Lemuridae. The coding region runs from base 38 to 721 and encodes 227 amino acids. Gene Ontology annotation, biological process: signal transduction. The record is from RefSeq and is a predicted model, not a curated record.